AUGGCCAAAGGGAGACGCUUCAACCCACCUUUACACAAGGAUGGAAGAUGGUUCCCUCACAUUGGACUAAAGCAAAAGACUCCGGAAUCCAUCACCAGUGCUAUGUUAAAAGAGCCCCGUAGUCCACGCUUUUAUCACCAAGUGCAGGAGAAGCUACCGCCAAUAUACAAAGUCCGGGAGAAGCAAGCAGUGGACAGCAACUUCCCCUUCUCUGUGCAUGACAAUCGGCAUAGUUUUGAGAACUCUGGAUGCUACCUUGACUCUGGCCUGGGACGUAAGAAGAUGUCUCCAGAUAAAAGGCAACAUGUUUCAAGAAAUUUCAAUCUUUGGGCAUGUGACUACAUUCCAUCUUGUCUCGAUGGCUUUUCAAAUAACCAAAUAUCAUAUGUCUAUAAGGAAGCCAUGGUGGUCUCAAAUUUCAGACGCUUUCCAAGACACUAUAAUGAGAUAUGGAGCACUUUUAAAUUUAUUCCCGAGCGAAGCUAUACAGAGUAUUUGAAAAAGAAGCCCAAAGUAAGGUUCACUAUUGACAAAAAGGCUAUUUCUCCACUGGAUCCCUAA
This is a messenger RNA of Cynocephalus volans (Philippine flying lemur), 561 nucleotides long. It is a transcript of the gene TEX36, whose product is annotated as testis expressed 36. The transcript is spliced from 4 exons. Lineage: Eukaryota; Metazoa; Chordata; Mammalia; Dermoptera; Cynocephalidae. Bases 1 to 561 code for a protein of 186 amino acids. The record is from RefSeq and is a predicted model, not a curated record.